ACCCAAUGAUGCCCGGAAGCUCUGGUGGUACAAACCCUAUGAUGCCAGGAGGUUCUAUGACCGGGACAAGUUCAGGAACGCGCACGUCUGCAGGUUCCGGAGGUUCGAAUCCAGCUGCUCCGUCGUCUUCACCGCUUGAUCCCCUUGGUGCUAUGUCAGGUGGCGCACAGAAAUUUUCAGGCGGAAGCAGUUUAAUGGAUCCGAUGGGGUUUAUGGGAGGUGGGGGACUUACAGGAAACAUGAGCAAUAUGUUUUCUUUGACUGGCAAAAGAGCAAUCGAUUUGUUUAAAGGCAUGGCCAAACACAACGUGAAGACAAUAAAAGAAGAUAAUGGUUUGGUGGGACUUCUCGCAGGAUCAGUAGCAUACAACGAGAAAUAUUAACGACUAAUUAGAGACAAAAAUUGGACGACAUUUAAUUCGAAUAACAUACAUUCUCGUGAAUACUACAUAUCAACAUAUAACAUAUCAUAUGUUAUAACAUAUAACAUGUAAACCAGUAUAACCUUUGUCAUGAUUUAUAUUAAGAUAUAAAUCUAUACAAAAAAUAUUGCAUUUUGUUACGAGUACAACAGAAAUACAUUUUAUAAUCAUGCAGAAUGUUUUUAAACUUUAUAAAAUGCGUAAGCUUAUGUAACCUUUAAAUUCUGGCAUUUUAGAGGUGAUCCUAAUUAUUUAUGUGAUAAGACCAU
Messenger RNA from Ruditapes philippinarum (Manila clam), 691 nucleotides. RefSeq lists its product as uncharacterized. The transcript has 5 exons. Lineage: Eukaryota; Metazoa; Mollusca; Bivalvia; Venerida; Veneridae. The record is from RefSeq and is a predicted model, not a curated record. Bases 6 to 383 code for a protein of 125 amino acids.